Alternaria conjuncta is the source of this 1746-nucleotide messenger RNA. RefSeq lists its product as uncharacterized. The coding region runs from base 1 to 1746 and encodes 581 amino acids. Gene Ontology annotation, molecular function: antiporter activity. The record is from RefSeq and is a predicted model, not a curated record. Gene Ontology annotation, biological process: proton transmembrane transport. NCBI's taxonomy places the organism in Eukaryota, Fungi, Ascomycota, Dothideomycetes, Pleosporales, Pleosporaceae. Gene Ontology annotation, cellular component: membrane. The transcript has 2 exons.
AUGGCUGUAGACGCGUCUCAAGAUGCCGCGUCGCUGCCAUAUCACGAGCCGGGCAUCGUUGUCAUUCUCGUGCUCACGUCUUUCCUCCUCCUCCUUAACGUCGUCAAUGCUGCUCUCGACAGGGUGCUGUACUGCGGUCUGCUGGGCCAGGUUUUGGUUGGCAUUGCAUGGGGCACGCCAGGUGCGAAGUGGCUAUCCGAGAGCUUAGAAGAGACGGUCGUGCAACUAGGCUAUCUGGGGUUGAUACUGCUUGUCUAUGAAGGCGGGCUUUCUACUUCGUUCCAAUCACUGAAGGCAAAUCUGCUUCUAUCUUCUGGCGUCGCACUCACGGGAAUUCUAGUUCCUAUCGGGCUCUCGUACACUCUGCAAGGCUUACUGGAUGCUAGCCCAGUACAAGCUUUCGCCGCUGGCGCUGCUCUAUGCUCCACCAGCCUGGGCACAACCUUCACGGUUCUCGGGUCGAGUGGCUUGGCUACCACCCGCCUAGGCGUUGUUCUCACAAGCGCCGCUAUGAUGGACGACGUCGUGGGACUAGUCAUGGUGCAAGUCAUCUCCAACUUAGGUGGCGACCACUUCAGCUGGGUAACAGUCGUUCGCCCAGUCUUCGUUUCGAUUGCUUUUGCGAUUAUCGCACCUCUUGUCUGUCUCUUCGUCGCGAAGCCUUCGACCGCAUGGCUGAACGCGUACCGCGAAGCUCACCCGGGCGCACAUCUGAGUGCCUUGCUACAGCGAACACAAACAGCCUUCGUGAUCCACACGCUGGUUCUCAUUGCUCUUGUCGCGGGAGCUACAUAUGCGGGCACAUCAAAUCUGUUCGCUGCGUAUAUCGCGGGAGCUAGCAUUAGUUGGUGGGACUCUGACGUGCCCCAUCCUACAAGCUUUCCAGCUACAAAUGCAGUAGAUGAGAAAAGACAGGCAACUGUCGGUCCAAUGCUUGAGAGCUCAGAAGGCUCGUCUCCCGAUGCGUCAAAGACCACAGCAGACCAAAAUCAAGGAGCAGUUCCGUCUCGACCCACCGACAUGGAGAGUGAAGAGCAUGUGGUUGCGACCGGUGGUGCAGCCAUCUACGAGCAGUACUACCAUCCCGCAGUGUCGAAGAUCCUACAACCGUUCUUCUUCGCAUCCAUCGGAUUCUCGAUACCCAUCACACGUAUGUUCAGGGGCGCGAUAGUCUGGCGAGGCAUCGUCUACGCUGUUCUCAUGACCUUCGCAAAGCUUGUGUGUGGUUUCUGGCUCGUUCGGUUUUCUAUAUCCCCAGGCAAAAAAGCGCCCCGCAGAAUUCUGUCCAAGGUGCGCCUGCCUUCGGUGCCUCACCUGUGGGGAAAGAGCGGCGGCGCACCUCCCGCGCAAGAAGGAAUCACUACAACGCAGGCAAGAGCUACCCCAUCGCGAAGCCGCCCGACAACUUCACCAAGUAGUACCGAAAGCGAGGCCCGAUCUUCGCCCAAUCCACCAAAGCCCUUUUCGCUGCACCCGCCACUGAUCCUCGCCUUUGCAAUGUGCGCUCGUGGAGAGAUUGGCUUCCUAAUUUCCGGUGUCGCCGAGUCCCAGGGCGUCUUUGGAGAGACUUCAGGCGAGCCAACCGACAUAUUUCUUGUCGUGACUUGGGCCAUCGUUCUGUGCACUAUCCUGGGUCCUCUGGCUGUUGGACUAUCCGUUCGCAGGGUAAAAGCACUCCAAGCGCGCAAGAACAAGGAACAGGAGGGCGCGGGCAGGGACGUUUUGGGCGUUUGGGGUGUAGAAUAG